UAUGAGUGAUUAAUUGAUCAUUAAAAGGAGGAGACGUAAUACAAUAGAUGCCACAAAUUAAAUUAUCACUCUAAAUUUGUCAGACAAUAAUUCCUCAUUGUUAACACUUAAGCAAGAGAUAUCAAAAAUAAGUAUUACUUUUGGAAUAUUCCAUUAGCUAGAAUUAAACCAUUAAGAUAAUGGUUAACAAGUGAAGAUUUAAAAACUGUAUAUGAUGAUAAUAGCAAACCUUUAAAUUAAUGUGGAUUUAAAAGUGGAUAAGUUUUGGUUGUAAAGGAUUUAGGACCUUAAAUGCUAUGGAUCACAGUAUUUUAUGCAGAAUAUGUUGGUCCAAUUUUGAUGUUUGUUUUGUUGUACUACUUAGGCAAGAAAGAUAAGUACACCUUUAUGCAAAAGUAAGUAAAUAAUUAAAGACUUAAGAUCUGCUUUAUGGAUGGUAGCUGCACAUUACAUAAAAAGAAUAUUAGAAACAAAAUUUGUACAUGUAUUUAGUCGAGACUCAAUGCCAACAAAACGAGCUUUGAUUAAUUGUUUCCAUUAUUGGAUUCUAUGUGGAGCUUGUAUUGGAUCUGAAUUAUAUUUAUUAAGAACUUUUAAGGAAGAUCCAGCUUGGAAGAAGAUUUUUAUUGCUUUAUUUGCAGGAUUUGAAUUUUUAAAUUUAAUGUGUCAUUUGAGAUUGGCUAGCUUUAGAAAGUAACCAGCUAUUAAAAAAAAUGACUCUGAUUAUGUGGCAUUGAACAAAUAAAGAUAAAUUCCAUAUGGAUGGGGAUUUGGUAGAAUUUCAAGUGCAAAUUAUUUUUGGGAAACAAUGGCUUGGGUUAGUUUCACUAUAUUUACUGGUUCAUAUGCAGGUAAUAAUAUAAUGAUUAAUUAAUUUAGCAAUUGGAUUCACUGCUUUUUCAUUUUCUUAAAUGAUGAUUUGGGCUAAACAAAAACAUUAAAGAUAUCUUAAAGAAUUCGGAGAUAAAUACCCAAAAAACAGAAAAGCUAUAGUUCCAUUUAUUGUAUGAAGAAUAUAAUAUUGUGUCAUCAUUUAAAUAUAAAUAAA
This is a messenger RNA of Paramecium primaurelia, 1048 nucleotides long. The record is from the annotation of a GenBank genome assembly. NCBI's taxonomy places the organism in Eukaryota, Ciliophora, Oligohymenophorea, Peniculida, Parameciidae.